AUGGUAACCCCCGACGACUCACCCACGGGCGAACGACCGGGCGUCUCUCCCUCCACACCCACCACCUCUUCCUCAGCACCACCAAUGUCUCGCUCCUCCUCCUCCUCCUCCUCCUCCAGCAUCUCCGGGGAAGUGGUGCGCGGCACCCUCACAGCCCGGCGCCUCCCGCCGCACACGGACGAUGACCCCUCGCGCUACAUACCGCCGAUGGAGCAUCUCGAGGCGCCCGACAACGAGUUGGCCAAAAUGAUGCGCACCAAGGACAUGGCUGAGCGGGGAAGGGCGGAGGAUGCCGACGAGUUUGGCGCUUCGGCGGAGAGGGGGGAGGGGGAGGUGGUUGGGGAGGAGGAGGAGGAGGAGGAAGAAAAGAGGGUGCAGAAGUGGAAGAAGAAGAAGUUUGAGUUGAAAGUGCAAGAAGAAACAAUGACCCCCGAAGCUGCACAGGCAGCUGCCGACAAAGCUAUCGCUGAGCUUGGUAAUCUUGACUUUGGUGCUGAGAUUUCAAAGUUACCAGAAGAAAUAGAAGGCACAGGUAAAUGGAAAGGAAAGGGUAAAGAAGUGGCCACAGACAGCGGGGACGCGGGCGCGGUAGGUUUGGAUAUGGAUAUGGACGUAGAUGCAGGUGCAGAUGCAGAUGCAGAAGAUGAGGUGGUGGAAAUGGACCUAAGUAGAGGCGUGGAAGAGUCACGGAAAAGGGCGAGGGAUGCGAACGCCGGUGAGUCUUCGGGCUCUAGCAAAACUGCUGCAAAAUCAUUGGUCCAGGGGGAAGAGGAGGAGGAAGAGAUACCCACACAUGAGCUCGGUCCUGGCCCCGACCUCUGGCCGGCGCCCAUCUCUGAAGAAGAAGCUCACGCCCUCGACGAGGAGGACAUGACUGGCGGCGUUUACACCUUCGAAUCCAUGUCACUUACCCCCGCUAUCGCCCUCGGAGUGCUGGAAUCCGUGCCUACCGAAUCUCCACAGCGCCCCGUGGCCCACCACAUCCUCUCGAAUGCCUACCAACAGGAGUUUCGCACCACUGGACACACUCCCACCCUCAACUCGGCCCUCCACCACGCGCAAAUCGCCGUCUCCUUACUCGCCCCCCCGCGGCGCAUGCGCGCCAUCGCAGUUAUGAACCUCUGUGAGAUCUUUAACCUCCGUUAUAUCCAUACGAACGAUGUCAGCAAUCUUUCUGCUGCUAUCAAGAUGCUAUCACGGACAGUAGAAGCCGGGUAUGACGGCCCCUUACGUCCCCUCGUCUUCCGUUUCCUCUCCCGCCUUCACGGCUACCGCUACGACGCCCUCCACGGCACCGACGACCUCGACCGGUGCAUCGCGGUCGCCGGGGAACUUAUAUCCGUCAUGGAACGCUCGAACCGCAGAGUGCCCGGUUUAAACAUCGCACAGCUUCACUUUGAUCUGGGCGAGCGCCUCCGCGAUCAUGGUGACCUCGACAAGGCAAUCGAGCGAUUCGAGCUUGCGGCAGCCCUCAGCGAGGACAACAUCAACCUGCGCGCGGAGGCGCUGGGCGCCCGGGUGGACACCAUGUUUUUGCGCGACAAGAAUGAUACGGUGGCUGUUAUCGCUGCGCUGCAGAGCGGGGUUGAGGCGCUGCCAGCGUCGCACCCUCAGGCGGCCAACAUGAGAAAAAACCUAGAGAGCCUUCUCAGCGUCAGAAAGGGUGAUGAUAUCUCUGAUCUGCAGGCUCAGGUUGAGGAGGGCGGCGGCGAUAUAGAGACACUAUGCAAGUUGUCCCGGAGCCUGCUGACGCGGUAUUAUCGUCUCAGGGAUAUCAAGGAUUUGAAUAAUGCGGUGGAGCCUGCGGAGAUUGCGAUGGCGGCGACAGAGCGCGAGGAUAAGGAGUAUGCAAACCGUGUGGGCUUGUUCGCGCAUGUACUACACACACGGUAUGAAAGGCUAGGGGAAAGGGCCGAUUUAGAUAGAUCGAUCGAGCUGUGGGAGCUGGCCGUGGAGGCGACAGAGGGGGAGGAUCAGCGCACGGCGAGGACCAAUAUGAGCCAGUCGCUGUAUCUAAGACAUAAGCAUGAAUCCGGGGGCGUAGUUGACUUGGAACGGGCAUUGCUUCUUGCACAGCAGGCGUUUGAAGGGAUGGAGAAGGGGGAGCAAGAGUAUGCCGGGCGGCUACUGAACCUGGCGAAUUGCUAUACGGGUAGAUUCAGGCUGCACGGAACAAAGGGGGACAUUGAUACGGGAAUCUCCAGGAUGAGGCAGGCACUGGAGGCGUCGGCAGAGGAAGGGAGCAGUGCCAACAGGCCGGGCAUAAUGGGGAAUCUGAGUGCGCAGCUGCUCCUACGGUGGCAAACAUUUCGUGAGUCCAAGGACAUUACUGAGUGCAUAGAAUACGCGGAGAGAUCGUUGAAGGAAACCUCAGACCGUUCACCACAUUUUGCAGAGCGGCUUCUGAACCUCGCGGCGAUGCUGGAUAAUCGGGGCCGUCCUGAAGAUCUCGAACGCGCCGUUCGCCUCGCCCGAGUUGCUCUGAACGGUAUUCCACAAGGGCAUAGGAUCGAGGCGGGGACAAGGGCAGUGCUGGCCCGGUAUGUCCAGAAGCUCUACAGCGGUGCGGAGGGACUCAACGCGGCGGUCGAAGCGGGCGAGAAGGCGGUGGCGGCGGCCGAGGCCGGGCAUCCGGACCGUGCACCUAUAUUCGGGAACCUCGCGGCCACAUACCGUGAGCGAUACGAGCGUCUGGGAAACGUGCUGGACCUGCAUCGCGCGGUCGAGACUGGAUAUGUAGCGGCGGCGCACUGCAAGGAGUCGACGGCAAUGAAGGGUAGGUUUCUCAGCGAGUUGAGCGAGUCGCUGAGCACCCGGUUUAGGCGCAUCGGGGGCAAGGACGAUAUGGCCAUGGCGGUCAAGACGGCGAGGGAGGCGCUCGACUGCACGCCCGUCAAUCAUCAAGAGCGGGCGGAGCGGUUGAUUGAGCUCUGCCAGCGGUUUGUUGAGCGCUUCAAGGCCGAGGGCGUGGAGGAGGAUCUCCUCAAUGCCAUCACGCUGGGGAAUCUCUGCCUCGAUAAGACCCCCAAAGAGGAUCCUGACCACUCUCGCCGCCUCCUCGUCGUCGCCGAUGCCCUCCAUCUCCGCCACACCACAUACGGGAUCUUCUGGAACGACCUCGACCGGGCAUUGAUCAUGACCCAAAAUGCGUUGAUUCUGUACCGCGGCGGGCGCAUAACGCCGCCAGAGAUCAGGCACCGCAUGGGCAAACUCCUGCGCAGCCUCUACCGCCGCAGCCGUGAGAUUUCCGACAUCAGCAAAGCAAUCGGCUGGCUGGAGGCCGCAGCAACGGAGAUUGACGAUGAGCUGCCUGUGCGCGCCGACAUCCUCGAUGACCUCGCCCGCUGCUACCUUAUCCGCUACCAGGCCCUGAAUAACAAGGGCCCUGAUGGCGAGUACUCAUUUGUCACCUUCCGCGACCUGUGGGAGAUGACCCUCGCGCCACCGCUCGCACGGAUCCGCGCAGGAAGGCGCCUCUGCGAUGUCCUCGAAAAGUCGGGCAAGUGGAGCGAGGCUGCAGACAUAUUCGAGAAGUGUGUGGAGCUCAUGCCGCGGGUCUCACCGCCGUCACUGGCGCGGGAGGAUCAACAGGCGCAGCUCAAGCUACUCUUUGGAAUCCCGACGCGUGCUGCAAACGCGGUGCUUACGGCUGGUUAUGGCGCGGAGAGAGCGCUGAGAGUGCUGGAGAUGGGCCGCGGCAUCAUGAUGGCGUUUAUCAUCAACUGCCGCAGCGAAACGACUGAUCUGCAGGCUGCACACCCGGAACUGUACGCAGAGUUCAAUUCAUUGAGACGCGAGCUCGACAGCACGGCAGGACUCUCGGCAAAGAGGACAAACCUGGCAGAUGGGCUCGAGCUCGAGGAGCUUGGGGCAGGGAGUGUGUCGGCGAGGCGGAAGCGUGCAGCGGAGCAGCUCGACGAGGCACUGGCAAAGAUCCGCAGCCUGGAAGGGUUUGACAACUUCUUGCUACUGCCAACAGGGGCGGAGAUGAGGAAGAUGGCGGAGAAGGGGCCGAUAGUGGUGUAUGCAAGUGGGAUCCGCCGGUGCGACGCCAUCAUUGUCACGACGGACGAGAUCAAGAGUGUCAAUCUCCCAAAGUGGGAGAUCAAGGAGGCAGUUGAGAAGACGGUGGGCUUGGGCGAGGACGUUGUGCGCGGGACAGUGAACACCUAUGCGCAGAGGAACAAGAAGAUGAACAAUGCUCUGAAGUGGCUCUGGGAUGUCGCCGUGGAGCCCGUGCUGGCGGCGUUGGGGAUUGAUGGCACCGAGACCGUCAUGCCGCACGUGUGGUGGGUGGGCAGCGGGCCUCUCAGUUUCUCCGCUUUCCACGCCGCCGGCACACACACCGCGGGCUCAACACAGAACACAAUCAGCAGGGUCAUCUCCUCAUACACCCCGACCAUCAAGGCACUCACCUAUGCCCGCGGCAUGCGGCCCCCGACUCUUCCCCAUGGCUCACCAAACGUCCUCCUCGUCACGAUGCCGACAACACCCGACGAGAGCGACCUAUAUGGCGUCGAGCAGGAGGCCUCCUGCAUCACCGAAAUUGCGGGUGCAGACUCUACCACAAGGCUCACGCACCCCACCGCCAAUGAGGUCCUGGACCAGCUCGCGUCCCACUCCGUUAUCCACUUUGCCUGCCAUGGCAUCAGCAGCCCUUCCAACCCCUCCGCCAGCGCGCUGCUUCUCCGCGCGAAGGACGGCACGCAGGACAAACUGACUGUGCAGACUAUCUCCGACGCCAACACGACCAACGCCCAGGUUGCGUAUCUUAGUGCCUGCAGCACGGCUGAGAACUCGGCGGUGCAGCUGGCCGACGAGAACAUCCAUCUGGCGGCGGCGUUUAUUCUCGCGGGCUUCAGGAACGUGCUGGGCACACUGUGGGAGAGCAAUGAUGAGGCGUGUGUGGAUGUUGCGGGACGGUUCUAUUCUGGGCUGUUUGUGGAGGGGGUGGACUCGGGGGUUGCGAUGCAUAGAGCGGUGGUGGAGCUGAGGAAGCGGAAGCCGCAGAAGGUGUUGAUGUGGGCGCCGUUUAUACAUACGGGGGCUUAA
Molecule: messenger RNA, 5052 nt
Organism: Morchella importuna
Lineage: Eukaryota; Fungi; Ascomycota; Pezizomycetes; Pezizales; Morchellaceae
Exons: 3
Coding region: 1-5052 (1683 amino acids)
Molecular function (GO): protein binding
Source: RefSeq, a predicted model, not a curated record